Molecule: messenger RNA, 120 nt
Organism: Nezara viridula (southern green stink bug)
Lineage: Eukaryota; Metazoa; Arthropoda; Insecta; Hemiptera; Pentatomidae
Source: the annotation of a GenBank genome assembly
AUGGCAUGGGAGAUAGUCAUGUACGGUUUUUAUCAUAAACUAUGCAACAGCCUCACUUCUAGUGAGAUCCACUGCCCUGAUGAAGGCCUGAACUUCAGGUCGAAACGUCGGCAUAUGUAA